Molecule: messenger RNA, 321 nt
Organism: Strongyloides ratti
Lineage: Eukaryota; Metazoa; Nematoda; Chromadorea; Rhabditida; Strongyloididae
Exons: 1
Coding region: 1-321 (106 amino acids)
Source: RefSeq, a predicted model, not a curated record
AUGGUACCAUGGAAAGAAAUGAAAUUAAUUGAAAAAAACAAAACAAAGGAAAAAAUUGCUUUAGCAAUAAGAGAUGUUUUAGAUACUGCAAUUAUAAAAAUGUAUUUACAAUACUGUAAUGAAAUAAAAAAAGAAAUGGUUCCUAGUGAAAGCACUAUGAGAAAAGUUCUUUCAGCGUGUACAACAAUUAGAAAUAAAGCAAAAGUUUAUGUAGACUACUUUUAUGGAAAUUUGAUGGAUUCAUUAAAAAUAUUUGACAUUUAUAUAAAUGAACUAGUAAUAAAUGAUGCUACGACAAAAGAUAUUAAAAAAAUGGAUUAA